Messenger RNA from Plasmodium malariae, 1200 nucleotides. Its product is annotated as conserved Plasmodium protein, unknown function. The transcript has 4 exons. The record is from RefSeq and is a predicted model, not a curated record. Lineage: Eukaryota; Apicomplexa; Aconoidasida; Haemosporida; Plasmodiidae. Bases 1 to 1200 code for a protein of 399 amino acids.
AUGGCGGUAGAAAGACCAAGAGAGCAAGAAAAGGGGGAAACAAUGGAGGCAAAGUUCAUUGACGUGGAAGCUAAAAUUUUGUACAAUGUUAUAGAGACGUUCGAAAAGAAAAUAAAAAACUUGUCUUUCAUAAAUGAGGAGGUUUUGGAAAAGUUAAACGGCAGUGGAUUAAACGAGAUGCCUGAGGAAUUUUUGAUUUAUUUUAAGGAUAUAAUAAAACUAAAUAAAUUGUAUGAACACACUCAAGUAAUAAGAAGUGAAGAAGAAGAAGAAACACAAGAUGGAAAUGCUAGCGAAGAAGAUUUACAAGAUGAUUGUCUUUGCAUUUAUAAUGAACACGAAGAAUUGCUCAAAAAAAUAAAAAAUUAUUGUGCAUCAUUAUGUAACAUAUUUAAAAAGAAUCAUAAGCUCAUUAAUACUUUAAAUUCUUUAAACGAUAAGGAAAAUCAUGAUUUCUACAAGUUUCUUCACAUCAUUACCAAUUUGAAAGACAUAUUUCUCACCAAAUUCCAAACGACGGCAGAGGAAAAUUUUAAGAGGAGUGAACGAAUGGAUGAGUUAAAGGAAGAAGAAAAAAAUAUACAAGUUGAAGAGAAAAAAUUAAAUGAUGAGUUAGAGUACAUUCGAAAGAAAAGUCAAAACGAAUUGAAAGAGUUAGAGCGCAUUUUACAAAACAAAGAAAAAGAAUUAGACGAGUUAAAACAAUGUUCAGAAGAAAAUAUCAAAAAGUUAAUAAACAAAAUGCCAACAAAUAAUGUAUCAGAUGAUUUGCAAAAUAUAAAUUCUUUAUAUGAAAAAACAAAAAAUGUUUAUGAGAAUCAUAUAAGGACAUACCAAGAUUUGGAGGUAAACUUAGUGAAAAAAAAUAAAUUACUAGAGCUUGAUAUACAGAAUUACAUCAAUACGAUCGAUAAUGAUAUCACUACCAUGGAUGCUGAGUUAGAAAAGUGCAGAAAAGAAUUACAGAAAAACAAGAUGGCGGAGAAGGAAUUGGACUCAAUUAUAAUUAGAAAAAAAGCAGAAGAAGAAGAAAAGCAAUUUUUAAAAGAGUUAACUGAAAAAAGAAAAAAAAUCAUUCAGAAAAAAGAAAAGGAAAAUAAUGAUGCGGCGGUUAUUAUACAGUCGUACAUUAGAGCAGUCAAGGAAAGGUACUCAUUAUGUGAACACGAAAAAAAAAAAAAAAAGAAAAAGAAAAAGUGA